Molecule: messenger RNA, 490 nt
Organism: Vicugna pacos (alpaca)
Lineage: Eukaryota; Metazoa; Chordata; Mammalia; Artiodactyla; Camelidae
Source: RefSeq, a predicted model, not a curated record
UGUCUUGAACAACAAACCAAGCUCACCCCCCUCCCCGACACCAUGAGCCAUCACAGCAGCUACUACGGAGGCCUGGGCUUCGGCUACGGGGGCUUCGGUGGUCUGGGCUUUGGACAUGGCUUUGGAUGUGGCAGCUUCUGUAGACUGGGCCAUGGCUUCGGCUUCAGAGGCUACGGAUAUGGCUCUGGUUGUGGAAGCCUUGGAUACGGCUGCUGUCUAUGUCCAUCCUUCUGUAGAAGAUACGGAUUUUCCAGCUUCUACUGAAAUCCUACCCCAGGAGCCCAACAUCUAAGGCCAUGAAAGGAUGGUCAAGUCUCACUGCAAUAACUAAACCAAGCAAGAUCACCCAGGACCAAGCCAAGGUCAAAAGUAUUUCAUGUCUAAGAUUUUAGGAAUAUUUAUGAUUUCAUAAUUCUCUGCUUCAUGUCUCUUAUUUGUGCUUUCAUAACUGUGGCAUUUCCCUAUUCUUUUGCAAUAAAUUUCCCUAAGA